AUGGUGCCGGCCAAGGAAAUUGUCCUCGGGUAUGCUGCUGAGGGCAUGUCGGCCUUGGUUGACGUUGCCAUGAAGCAGCCUACCGUGGUGUUGGAAGAAGUCGCCGGAAUCGCCUCCGUCAAGUGCACUGACGCCGUUGUGUCCAUGACCUUUAGCGACACUGCUGCUGUCACAGCUGCCUUUGCCGCGUGGCCUAAGUCUAACUUCAUCAUCAUUACUUACUCUCCCGAUGGCGGCUGCAACACCGCCGACGAGCGUGGUUUCUACACCAUCUCUGGCCUUAAAUUUGACGAGGCUUCUCGCACUGCCACUGCUUCUGGCCUGCGCUCUGCCCUUGACGAGCAAAGUGAGGAUGCCGUUGUUGAAUUUGAUACCACCACGGCUCCUGCCAAACGCGACCUUCAGGCGUCAAUCGGCGGCGAGAUUAACGGCACCCUCAUCGAUACGGAAAAUCUCAAGAUUGUAGUCGAUCAAGCGAAGUUCCAGAGCAAUAUCCGUAUCAAGGGCGGCUUCCGUUUCAACUUCCUGAAGUUCAAGCCCAGUAAGAUGUAUCUUGACGUCGAUUAUUCCGGUCUCGUGAACCUCAACGUAUCUACAUCCGUCACUGCUUCCUACUCUUCCAACAUCUACAACUAUGAGCCGCUCUCUGCGUCUGUCUCAGCUUUUAGCAUUCCCGGAAUUCUCGACGUCGGCCCCAUCGCACAAUUUGGCCUUGGUGUCGAGUUCGCAGCAUCAGGUACUGUCAAUGCAAGCCUCGGUGUCCACAGCGAGAUUAUCAAUGGCCAGGUUCACCUGAAUCUACUUGACACCAACAAGACCUCAACUAGUGGUUGGAAGCCCGAAACCUCCGUCUCCUCCGAUGUCAACGCCGAGGUGUCACUACAGCUCAACCCGUAUCUUGAUUUGAACCUUGCUCUGGGUAUCCGCGUUUUCAAAGGCGUCAUUGACCUGACCACCGGAAUUGACGUCAAGCCUCAGAUUAUCAACGCUUUCUCUGCUGACCUCAGUUUUGCCUAUGCCAGUAGUUCAGGUGUUACCUUCACUAAACCAGACACGGCUACCUGCCCCAACGGCGCUUGGUUCGCAAGCACCUUCAACAUGGAUGUCAAUGCCUAUAUUGGAUUCAUCUAUACCAGAACACUGUACAAUCUUAAUGCUCCUAUCUUCCAGUCCCAGUGCUGGAAUUUUGCGGGUUGA
This is a messenger RNA of Bipolaris maydis ATCC 48331, 1197 nucleotides long. RefSeq lists its product as uncharacterized. NCBI's taxonomy places the organism in Eukaryota, Fungi, Ascomycota, Dothideomycetes, Pleosporales, Pleosporaceae. The record is from RefSeq and is a predicted model, not a curated record.